This is a messenger RNA of Rhinolophus ferrumequinum (greater horseshoe bat), 4094 nucleotides long. It is a transcript of the gene GABRG2, whose product is annotated as gamma-aminobutyric acid type A receptor subunit gamma2. Gene Ontology annotation, molecular function: transmitter-gated monoatomic ion channel activity involved in regulation of postsynaptic membrane potential; benzodiazepine receptor activity; inhibitory extracellular ligand-gated monoatomic ion channel activity. The transcript has 10 exons. The record is from RefSeq and is a predicted model, not a curated record. Bases 473 to 1900 code for a protein of 475 amino acids. Lineage: Eukaryota; Metazoa; Chordata; Mammalia; Chiroptera; Rhinolophidae. Gene Ontology annotation, biological process: gamma-aminobutyric acid signaling pathway; regulation of postsynaptic membrane potential; monoatomic ion transmembrane transport. Gene Ontology annotation, cellular component: neuron projection; synapse; dendrite membrane.
ACACACACACACACACACACACACACAACACACACACACACACACCUGACCCCUCUAAAAAAAAAAAAUCAAAAUAAAGCAAGCAAACAAAGCCACCACGAUGGACCCGGGAGAGUGUGUGUGAGUGUGAGGGGCACGAGUAUGUGUAUGAGUGCGCCCGCCUUUCUCCCUUAUUUGCCUCUGUGUGUCUCUCUCUGUACCCUCCCCCUGCCUCAGUUACAUUAUUCCCCCAGACUUGGAAGCCGCUUCUUGAGCUGACGCUUUGAUGGUAUCUGCAAGCAUUUGUGCUGAUCUUAUUUCUGCCCCCUGAAUAUUAAUUCCCGAAGCUGAUAGCAAUACAUCUCCCCAGUGACGGGACCUACUAGAGGCAGGUGGGGGGAGCCACCAUCAGAUCAUAAGCAUAAUAAUAAUACAAAGGGGAGGGAUUCUUCUGCAACCGAGAGGCGAGAGGAGGAAAAAAAAAAAAAAGGCGAUGAGUUCGCCAAAUAGAUGGAGCACAGGAAGCUCAGUCUACUCGACUCCUGUAUUUUCACAGAAAAUGACGGUGUGGAUCCUGCUCUUGCUAUCGCUCUACCCAGGCCUCACUAGCCAAAAAUCUGAUGAUGACUAUGAAGACUAUGCUUCCAACAAAACAUGGGUCUUGACACCAAAAGUUCCUGAGGGUGAUGUCACUGUUAUCUUAAACAACCUCCUGGAAGGCUACGACAAUAAACUUCGACCUGAUAUAGGAGUGAAACCAACAUUAAUUCACACAGACAUGUAUGUGAAUAGCAUUGGUCCAGUGAAUGCUAUUAAUAUGGAAUAUACGAUUGAUAUAUUUUUUGCCCAAACAUGGUAUGACAGACGUCUGAAAUUUAACAGUACAAUUAAAGUUCUCCGAUUGAAUAGCAACAUGGUGGGAAAAAUCUGGAUUCCAGACACUUUCUUCAGAAAUUCAAAAAAGGCUGAUGCACACUGGAUAACCACUCCCAAUAGGAUGCUGAGAAUUUGGAAUGACGGUCGAGUGCUCUAUACCUUAAGGCUGACUAUCGAUGCUGAGUGCCAAUUACAGUUGCACAAUUUCCCGAUGGAUGAACACUCUUGCCCCUUGGAGUUCUCCAGUUAUGGCUAUCCACGUGAAGAAAUUGUCUAUCAAUGGAAACGCAGUUCUGUUGAAGUGGGUGACACCAGAUCUUGGAGGCUUUAUCAAUUUUCAUUUGUUGGCUUGAGAAAUACCACUGAAGUAGUGAAGACAACUUCUGGAGAUUACGUGGUCAUGUCAGUCUACUUUGACCUGAGCAGAAGAAUGGGGUACUUCACCAUCCAGACCUACAUCCCCUGCACACUCAUCGUUGUUCUAUCCUGGGUGUCUUUCUGGAUCAACAAGGAUGCAGUUCCAGCCAGAACUUCUUUAGGUAUCACCACCGUCCUGACAAUGACUACCCUCAGCACCAUCGCCCGGAAGUCACUCCCCAAGGUUUCCUAUGUCACAGCAAUGGAUCUCUUUGUGUCUGUCUGCUUCAUAUUUGUCUUCUCUGCUUUGGUGGAGUAUGGAACCCUGCAUUAUUUUGUCAGCAACCGGAAACCAAGCAAGGACAAAGACAAAAAGAAGAAAAACCCUCUUCUUCGGAUGUUUUCCUUCAAGGCCCCUACUAUUGAUAUCCGCCCAAGAUCAGCAACCAUUCAAAUGAACAAUGCCACGCACCUUCAAGAGAGAGAUGAAGAAUACGGGUAUGAGUGUCUGGAUGGGAAGGACUGUGCCAGUUUUUUCUGCUGUUUUGAAGAUUGCCGAACAGGAGCUUGGAGACAUGGGAGGAUACAUAUCCGUAUUGCCAAAAUGGACUCCUAUGCACGGAUCUUCUUCCCCACUGCCUUCUGUUUGUUCAAUCUGGUUUAUUGGGUCUCCUACCUUUACCUGUAAAGAGAUAUGGGUUUUAUUGAUAUGGGUCUUAUUCACUAAAUCUCAUAGAAAGAACAUGUCCUUUCUAAGUCCGCUUAAAUAAUCUUGUGUGUGGUUUAUAAUGAUCUGAAUCUGUUUCUAUGUUCUAACCUGGUAAACUGUGUUAAUGUCAUUGUUUGUGCCCAACUCUUCUUUGGCAAGUGUAAUUUGAACUAUAAUGUUUCUGUGUUGCGAACCUGCAAGGCAAAGUGAAAUUAGAGCAAGAACACUGAAAUCAAAUAAGAUAUUUUCCAGCUACAGCAUUUGCAAUAGUAAAAGCUAUGACUAUUUACAGCAGUGGUGUCUUUACUCAAUUCAAAAUACAAUUAGAUGCAAAAGGUCUAAAACUAAAGACCUUAUUAGAUGUAAAAGGUCUAAAAGGUCUAAAACUACCAUAUGUUCAUUUUGAGUCAAAUUGUGAUAAAUUUGAUCCCAACAGAGUAUCUCCCUCAUUUGAGACAAAUCAUACCUCACUUUCAAUAUAAGAACCUAGACAAGAAAUCUAUUACACUUCCAUCCCAAGAUAGGGAGAAAAUUUCCUCCAUAUCACGUGUACAAUGUUGUAAAUAUUUCAAUAACAUAGAAUGCUUCAAGUUUAAUGCAUGCAUCUCUUUAGAGCCAAAAUCAAUGGACUGGAGUUAACAUCAUUGUACCAUCUUUUAUUCAGUGUCUUUGGGUUACAAAAGAAUCAUGAAUGUAAUUAUAAGGGUUUGGGUUUGGAAUUGGAUGGAAGAAUUUUCACAACCAUCUCCUUUAUGCAUGAAGAUUGAAACAGCUUAUUUUUUUUCCCCUUGUAUGACACAUUAAAAAAUAUAGACUGAAUAUUCGACAUUUGCCACCUCUAAAUAUGCCCAAUUUCAUAAAGUAUAAAGUAACUAUAUGUGCUUGCCACUAUGUUUUCUUCUUUUUAGGAUGAUAGAUCUUAAUAGAACUUACUCUCCAUCUCAAUACCUGCUUCUAAUGAUCAUGAGUGCCUUGUGGACAGAAUCCUCGUCAUUCCCUCUUUGGGUCCUCAGCACCUUGUGUAGUGUCUGGCACAUACUUGAUGGUCAAUAACUAUGGUUUGAAGUGAAAUGGCCCCCCCAGGCUUCUGGUGACUCACUCUGUGCUGGUCUGGAACCAGCGAUUCAUCUUUUCACAUCGGCAUGGUCACAUGAUACUUGAUGUUGUAGAAAUAAACAGAAGGAUCUAAAGAACUUUGGCAAUUUAGAUUCCUUAUCAAAAACUCACUUUAGCCAAUGCCCAUGCUCCUUUAAAAAUGAUAUUUAUGUCCUACAUUUGUAUACAAAAAUGAGUCUACUAGGGAAUAAUUAGAGUUUGUGUAUUAUUUUUCUAGGUUUGGGGAUGAGUCAGCCUCGACCAUCCACAAAUGUGCUUGAGGACAUAUGACAGGCAUAAGCAAGAUUCACACUUGUCUAGUGUUCAGAAUAUCCUAUGCUCUGUGAAAAGAAAAAAUUACACUGAAGAUUAAAUUUAAAAACUGAAAUAAAAAAAUAAUGACUUACUAAGAGGCUCGAGCCUGUGAUUGUGGCCUCAUUACACCUUAUUCUAAACACAUGAAGCAAGUGUCUCAGACUUCAAAACAUAAGGAGUUGGGCUCCAUCUUCAUGUACUCAUCCUGAAUUCUUAUUUUUCUAAAAUAGCACCCUUUGUCAGUUCUUCUUUAUGGCAAUCAUUACUCUAAGUCAGAAUUCGAUCACCGCUGGUAAAACUUUAUAGAUAACCUAAGAAGAGUAGAAGAAAGAGUGGCUUUGUUAAUAUAAAUCUAUAUAAAGUUAUCAAGUCAUCUGGAUGAAUCUUGAAACACAUUUAGCUGCCAAUUUGACAAACCUUUAAUAUACCAGUGCUCUAGUAUAUAACCUCAAACACAUGUAAAUAGAAUUAAUUAUUUUCUUGUUUUGAGUUGUUAACAUACUCAAUGUUGCCUCUUUGGGAGAGUUGUUGGCAAAUUUUCAAUGGUAAGAAACAUGUUAUUAUUGUCAACCUGAAAUGUAUUCUAUAGUGGGGAUACUCCAAAAAGCUAGCUUUCCAAUGUGUGCAUAGUACUGACAAUAUGAAUAUAUAUUAUGUAUAAUCUAGUUCUUAAUUAUCAGCUGCUCCCUGUCUGUGUAUUUGAAAACCUUUUCGCAAAGGGAAUCGCCUACUAUGUGGACUUUUACAAUAAAAACGCUGCAUU